Molecule: messenger RNA, 1807 nt
Organism: Branchiostoma belcheri (Belcher's lancelet)
Lineage: Eukaryota; Metazoa; Chordata; Leptocardii; Amphioxiformes; Branchiostomatidae
Product: cytochrome P450 26A1-like
Exons: 5
Coding region: 71-1660 (529 amino acids)
Biological process (GO): sterol metabolic process
Molecular function (GO): oxidoreductase activity, acting on paired donors, with incorporation or reduction of molecular oxygen; monooxygenase activity; iron ion binding
Source: RefSeq, a predicted model, not a curated record
CAGACACUGCACAAGUCCGCAUUUACCGACCGAGACCUUCACUCCAGAAUCGCCUAGUUACUGCCGCACGAUGCUGGCUGAGUGUCUGCUGCACGCAGCUGUCCCCCUGAUGUUGGUACUGGUUCUCUGGGUCCUGUGGAAGCACUACUCUAACCAGGGGGACCCGUCCUGCGACCUGCCCCUGCCUAAGGGGAGCAUGGGGCUGCCGUUUGUAGGAGAAACCCUCGCCUUCGCCACACAGGGGGCUGAUUUCAGCCGAAUCCGCCAUGAGCUGUACGGAGACGUGUACAAGACCCACAUCCUGGGCCGCCCGACCGUCCGCGUCAGGGGCGCCGCCAACGUGCGCAAGAUCCUCCACGGCGAGAACACCCUCGUCACGACGGUCUGGCCGCACAGCAUCCGGGAGGUCCUCGGCAUACAGAACCUCGCCAUGAACUCCGGCGACGAGCACCGCUUCCGGAAAAGGAUCGUCAUGAAGGCUUUCAACCAUGAUGCUAUGGAGGAGUACCUGGAGUCGACCCAGACCGUCAUCCGAGACACCGUAGCGCGGUGGUGCGGCCAGCGGCAGCCAGUUCUCGUCUACCCGGCGACCAGAGAGAUGACGUUCCAGAGCGCAACAGCUUCCCUGGUCGGCGUCCGCAGCGGCGGGGAGGAAGCCCAGAGGGUCACGGAACUCUUUCAGAACAUGGUGGACAACCUCUUCUCGCUCCCAAUAAAGAUCCCAUUCGGAGGACUGGCGAAGGCCCUGCAGUAUCGACAAAGUAUUGACGAAUGGUUGGAAGGCCACAUCAAAAUAAAGCAGCAAGACAUCGAUAACGGUGACGUCGGCACAGACGCCCUGUCCCGCAUGAUGUUAGCGGCGCACGAUGUCGGCCACCACCUCAGCAGCCAGGAGAUCCAGGACACCGCGGUGGAGCUGCUGUUCGCCGGGCACGAGACCACGUCCAGCGCCGCCACCUCCCUCAUCAUGCACCUGGCGCUGCAGCCGCAGGUGGUUCAGAAGGUGCAGGAGGAGCUGGAGAAGCACGGGCUGCUGCAGCCGGACCAGCCUCUGAGUCUGGAGCAGGUCGGCAGGCUGACGUACGUGGGGCAGGUCGUCAAGGAGGUGCUCAGGCUCAGUCCACCUAUUGGAGGAGGCUUUAGGAGGGCUCUGAAGACAUUUGAACUAGAUGGCUUCCAGAUUCCUGAAGGCUGGACCGUCACCUACAGUAUCCGGGACACCCACAAGUCGACCGACACCGUGUCCAGUCCUGAGCGGUUCGACCCGGACCGGUGGGCUGCCGACAGCGACGGAGGCAGAAGGGGGCGCCACGACUACAUCCCGUUCGGCGGCGGGCCCCGCGCGUGCGUCGGGAAGGAGUUCGCCAAGCUGACCAUGAAGUUGCUGUGCGUGGAGCUGGUGAGAGCGUGCCGCUGGGAGCUGGCGGACGGGAAGGUGCCCGCCAUGACGACCAUACCUGUCCCACGGCCGGUCAAUGGCCUCCCGGUCCGAUUCACUCCAUGCGAACCGCGAACGAACAACAGGCUGUCAGAGGCAACGAGAAUUUGUAAGGGUAGUAACGCCCCUGCUGCCAGUUACACGCCCCCAAAACAAGAGGACUAUGAUGAAGCUCCUUGCCACACUGUGAUGGCAAGAAAGUCGGAAGCAUGUGGGGCAUAGAUUAUAUAUGUAUGUAUAUAGAUUAUAUAUGUAUACGUGUAAACAGUUGCUGCUCUAUCAAAACUAAUUAUUAACCACAUCAAUCAUUAUCAUGUACAACUAAAGACCUUAUGUUAUGUUUAUAGGUCUCUGUGGGACCAAGUGUAC